Messenger RNA from Cyprinodon variegatus (sheepshead minnow), 1426 nucleotides. It is a transcript of the gene notum2, whose product is annotated as carboxylesterase notum2-like. Gene Ontology annotation, molecular function: hydrolase activity. The transcript is spliced from 13 exons. NCBI's taxonomy places the organism in Eukaryota, Metazoa, Chordata, Actinopteri, Cyprinodontiformes, Cyprinodontidae. The coding region runs from base 146 to 1426 and encodes 426 amino acids. The record is from RefSeq and is a predicted model, not a curated record.
UUGCCAAGGAACGCCAUCCUUACCUCCUUCCUGGUCAACUAAAGCUGAGCCUUUAUCUGAUUCUGACUUUUCUGAUUCUUUCCUCAGCAGCAGUCAUCACAUGAAGCCCUUCGCCAACCUUUAAAGCUGGUACACUUUGAAAGACAUGAAGAUACUUGGACAUGUGACCUUCUUCCUUUUGCUGGUGGGAAUCUGGGCUCAGAACAACCGUAAUGCAAAAGCAAGUGGGAGAUCUACAAAGAGAGGAGGUGGGGCCCAUGCAGGUAGGGCUGCACAGUCCACCCCAGCGGCUGAUUCUUCUCAAGGCAGUGGCAGAAGCUCUGGGAGACCAGCUGACACCCGGCAGGACAGCUCUGUUGGAACUCGUGCAGCUGGUCAACAGACAGAUGAGAUGAGGCUGCAGUUCCUCAGGAAUGCUCAGGUGACAUGCAACGAUGGUUCUGCAGCUGGUUUCUACCUAAAGGAGUACAGAGGAAGCCGCAGAUGGCUGUUAUUUCUGGAAGGUGGCUGGUGCUGCUACAGCAAAGAGACCUGUGAUUCCAGGUACCAAAAUAUCCCCCGACUAAUGAGCUCAUCGGGGUGGCCCCAAACUAAAAGAGGGACUGGGAUAUUGUCAUCUCUGGCAGAAGAAAACCCACACUGGCACAAUGCAAACCUUGUAUUCAUCCCAUACUGUUCCAGUGAUGUAUGGAGCGGCACUGGCCCCGCCGCAACCCCCCCACCAAGAACAAGACAGGGAAAAGACAAAGUCAAAGAAACAAAUACGAAUGCAACUGAGUACUCUUUCAUGGGAUCCCUUAUUAUCCGGGAGGUCAUCAAAGAUCUCAUCCCCAAAGGAAUCAAGCAGGCCAAGGUUGUCGUGCUAGCUGGCACCAGUGCUGGUGCAACAGGUGUUUUACUCAACAUAGAGAGGGUUGCCAGCCAGUUGCAGCGUCUAGGAACCGAGGCGCAGGUGCGAGGCCUGGUGGAUUCUGGCUGGUUUCUGGAGAGUAAGCAGCAACGCUCCCCAAACUGCCCCGAGACGAUUUCCUGCACGCCUGAAGAUGCUAUCAAGAUAGGACUUAGGUUGUGGAAUGGGGUGGUUCCAGAUAGGUGCCGCCAGCUUUACAAGAGAGGGGAGGAGUGGCAAUGCUUCUUUGGUCACAGACUCUACUCCACUUUGACUUCUGCCCUCUUCAUCGUGCAGUGGCUGUUUGACGAGGAGCAGCUGAGAGUGGAAAAUAUCUACAUGGGAGGUCAGAGUCUGUCUGAGGAGCAGUGGCAGUACAUCCAGAAUCUGGGCGUGGAGAUUAAAAACUCCCUGAGAGAUGUGAGUGCGGUAUUUGCUCCAUCUUGCCUUUCACACACACUCAUCACAAAAAGAAAAUUCUGCACCAAUGUCAGUUUACCUCCUUCCAUGUUAGAGCUGCCUCUGUUACACACCUAA